Messenger RNA from Parasteatoda tepidariorum (common house spider), 2854 nucleotides. RefSeq lists its product as uncharacterized. The record is from RefSeq and is a predicted model, not a curated record. NCBI's taxonomy places the organism in Eukaryota, Metazoa, Arthropoda, Arachnida, Araneae, Theridiidae. Gene Ontology annotation, molecular function: protein binding.
UUAUGGUAAAUAUUUUGCAAUUAAUGCCAAGGAAAAAAAAUAAGGAGAAAAUGUAUAUAAGUAAAUUGCUUAACCACUUACAAAUUAUAUUAAGACUUUAUUCCAUCAAGCUGAGAAGAAAUUCUUCGAGAAUUUCUACGAAUUUACUUCUCUGGUUUAAUCAUGUUUACAUCCUUCUUUCUCCUUUCCCUCUUCACUGCUGGUGUGUUGGCUGGAAGUCUAUGCCCACCUCGAGAGAGCAUCUAUCCUUGCAGUUGCUCGAACAUUCAACUGGGGAAGAAAAAUUAUAUGACUUCAGUGUAUUGCCACCAUGUUCAUAGCUCUGAUUCAUUGGCUGCGAUUUUUCCAUCCUUACGUGCCAUAAAAAUAGAUGUUUUGCACCUGUAUGAUUCUUUCUGGGAGGCUCACAAGAUUGAAAAAGCAGGCGAAGACAAGAGAGUGUUGCCCACAGACUGGCUAACGUUGCUCAAAGUCACGGAGAUCGAUAUCGUAGACACAACGUUAUCGCAAUGUUUUGCCUGCCAAUCCAAACUCGUUUGCAGAAAUACAAUGACUCAAAAGUUUUCAAUCACCAAUAGUUCGUCCCACGAUAAGAUUUGCACACUCUGUGAUUCAGGCAAAAACAACAAGUAUUCUUGGACGAGUUGCAUGAGUCGGUUAAAGCAUUUCCAUUUCAGCCACGGUAAACUAUCCAGCAUCAACUUCGAUCUAUUUCCCUAUGAGAUGAAGGAGCUGACCAUUUUGAAUCUGACCCACAAUGAGAUUGUUACCGUGGAUGCGAAGGCCAUAAAGAACCUCCCACGGCUCAAAACCUUAGACUUAUCCCACAACCUGAUCCAAUAUCUGCACAAUAUGUUUAUCAUUGAAAUGACUAAUCUGGAAUAUCUGGAUGUAAGUUGGAACAAUAUUCAAACCCUUGGAAAUAAGUUCUUUUCAAAACUGCCCAAUUUAGUGACUUUUAAUCUUGCUUACAACACGAUCCAACAACUCGAUGAGAGUGAAUGGGAAGGUGUGCCCAUCAAAAGUCUGAAAAAUAUUGAUUUGACAGAUAAUCAACUGCAUUGUGAUUGCAGCAUUCAAUGGAUUAACAGCACUUUCCCCGUUCAUACAAUGCUGUUAGGCCGAUGUUCAACUCCAGAGGAAUACGAAAACUCUUUGCUAAGAAAAGCUUCCAGAAUGCUCAAUGAAAGAUGUGAUGGAAGUAGUAUUGGCACCAGAAAUAGGCGAACGACAACCCCCAUGUCUAAAAUAUACUAAGAUCAUAUCAUCUGGACGACUAUUAUUUUUAGACAGUUACAAUCACUUAUGAGUUUUUAGAGCAGAAUAUUAAUUUAUUGCAAUGCAUGUGUAAAUAAGAAAAUAACAUAAAUAAAAUUUACAAAAUAAAAAUUACUCUUACAAAAUUAAAAAAAAAAUGAAAUUAAAAAAAAAAAAACAUCUACAAAUUUCUAUUGUAUUCGUUAGAAGUGAAAAUAAUGAAGUAUUUCCUUAUUGGUCUGUUUCUGAUAAAACAAUUUUGACCACUAUAAAAUAAUCCUUGUAUAUUUUUCUCUUCCAAUGCAUUUAAAAAUGAAAACAGAUUAAACUAUAAAUUCAAUCUCUUACAUACACAGAAAAUGCGACUAUUAGUUUGUUGAAAAAAAUCUAUUUAUUAAACCCAAUCAACUUUUUUAGUUAUUUUUAACUAUUUCACACAAAUGAUAUAUUUUUGACUUUUUUUUCAUUGCAUACUGUAACAUUUAUUUAUAGUGUAAUUUGGUCAUGAAAGGUUGAGUAGUUAAAGCUAGUAAAUUCAACUAAUUAAAAUGCCGUAAAACUAUGCAAAAUGUUAAUUGAAUCCAAUUUCCUACUUUUGUUAUUAUUUUUCAUUGUCAUAAAAAAACUGCGAAUAACGAGAGUAAAUCCAUUUGCAUUUUUACAUGGACAAUUGCUUUGAUAAAAGGCAUAUUAACAAUGAAAAUAUUUAAAGUGAUAAAACUGUACCAAAUACUGGGACUCGGAAAGAUAUAAAGAGUUCAUAAACUUCCUUUUAUUAUUUUGUUUCAUAUUACUUUUAUUUUAAUCAGGAUUAAGUUAUAACGUCGUUUGAUUUUGAUGCAUCCGAAACAUUAGGUCAGAAAAUAAUCCUUUGCAUAGCAUAGCUGCUUUUAGCUCUCAUGUUAUUUAAUACACAAACCAAUUAUAUCAUUGUUUUUUACUUUCUUUCAAUUGGGUACUUGCAACUCGAGGAAUAAAAAAUGGAAGUGAUUGUGGCAAGUCAUGUGAUUUAAAUGAGAUUUAAUUGUAUACCUGUAAGCGACGUCACUCGUGUGUGUCGACAUGAUUGGCAACUGAAUGGACAAAUGCCAUGAUUUACUUUGAUGACGUCACUUGCAGGUAUUUAAUUGAGAAAAAAAAAUCAUCUUAAACUUAGAAUUAAGUAUUUUGAGAAUAAAAUCUUAUAAAUUUUUGCUUUCAUGUAUUAUUGUUUCAAACUUUAACAGUUUAAACAUAUCUCUUGGGUUUGUAAGAUUAUUUAGUUUAUAUCUCAAAAUUUGCAUGAAUUGUAUUGUUCCCAAGAAAGCAGUUUUGAUUAAACUUUUUAAUUUAUUUCUUCAAUUUUAGUAUAAUAAAUUUUUAUUUGUAUCCCUGUACAUUUUUUUAAAUAUUUUAGUUUUGCUUUACAUUCUUAAGAAGGUUUUUUUUAAACUAAAAAUACUUUUGUUGAAAUUUUAACUAUUAUUUUUUUAAUCAACGAUGCAUAUAAGUUCAUCGAUUUGUCUAUGUUUAUGAAGUAUAUUUUAUAAGUAGUAUUUUAUACUUUUUUCCCAUUCAUACUUGAAAAUGUAUCGUUAUUAAAAACUUUUUAUGAAAA